AUGCUGGCCUCCACUAGCUCUCGUCUUGUUCGUCAGGCAAAUUUGUAUAGGCUUUCAAGUCUACGCUUCUUAUCGUCAACAAGCCGAGUCUGCAACCGUGCCAUCAUCUUCAGUGCGAAUGGUCCUCCGACUGAAGUACUCCGCGUAGCAUCCUUCCCAGACCUCCCACCACCUCAACCUAAUUCACUCAACAUCCGCUUCCUCCUAUCUCCAAUAAACCCUUCCGAUAUUAAUGUCGUAGAAGGCGUAUACCCCGCAAAACCAGAAGCACGAACAAACCUCUCUGAACAAGAACCAGGAAGUACGAAGGAGCCUUGCUUCGUUGUUGGUAAUGAAGGAGUCGCGGAAGUCAGUCAAGUCGGGGACGGUGUCCAGAACCUCAAGGUUGGAGAUAGAGUCGUCAUGGUUAAACCUCAAGCGGGUACCUGGUCCACUGGUGCGACCGUCCGCGAACAGGAUGUUGUUAAAGUGCCUAGUGUUGAUGGCAAGGACGUUAGUGACGUGCAAGCAGCUACUAUGAGUGUGAACCCGCCUACGGCGUAUAAUAUGCUCAAGAACUUUGUCGAUCUUCGAGAGGGUGAUUGGGUUGUUCAGAAUGGGGCUAACAGUGCUGUUGGACAAGCAGUCAUACAAAUUGCUGCCUGUCGUGGACUCAAAACUCUCAACUUCAUAAGAGACAGGCCCGACUUUUCUGCUCUAGCAAAACAACUACAAGACCUAGGCGCAACACACGUCCUUCCUCUCGAGACUUUAGCCGACAAAGCAACACGCUCCAAGACAAAACAGCUCACUGAUAACGCGAAUAUCCGACUCGCAUUGAACUGCGUUUCCGGUCCAACGACAGCAGCUCUUGUCGGCUUGUUAGGCCAGGAUGCACAUUUGGUUUCCUAUGGCGCCAUGUCGAAGCAACCACUUUCGCUUCCGACAAGUGCAUUUAUAUUUAAAGGAUUAACUGCGCACGGAUUCAUGCAGAAUCGGUGGUAUCGAGAGAAUGGAAUUGAGAAGAGGGAAGAGUUGAUGCGUGAGUUGGCGAGUAUGAUGGUUGCUGGGAAGUUGCAAGAACCAGUUCAUACUAUUCUUGAUAUUCCGAGAUCUAUCAGCGACGAGGAGGCGUUGGCAAGAGUGAGGGAUGUGAUCGCAAAAGUGACGGAUGGGAGCGGCAAGUUUGGUAAAAAGGUGCUACUGAAAUUUGAGAGUUGAAAUGCGUGGAGUACACAAGGCCUGUAUGAAAUAGACACAAGCAAACUUGAUUAAUAUGACAAUCCGCCCGUCCCUGUGCCAUGUCGUCUUGAAUACUUGGGGCCUUAUGACGCACAACUGGAUUAUUACUACAAGACGAUUUCAUUAAACGUUGACAUUACAUGUCGCUGCAAGCAUGAAAGUCGUCGUAUAUUAUAAGGAAUGAUCCAAUAUUGAAACGAUAGCGGGUGUCCCUGCACAAGUAAUUAUCGUGCCUUCCUAUCAUCAAAGAAGUUCCUCAAAUGUCUUAAUUGCCACGCGCAAGUCGCGACGAGCACUCCAAUCUGAAGUACACUAUACCACACAGCGCGUGCAUUUGUAGCCUCGCUCAAAUCACGGUAACUCGCCUCACGUUCCCGCUGAUACUGCUGUUCCCGUCGGAUAUCAUCCAGCUUCCCGUUCAAGUCGCGGAUCUUCUGCGCGAGGUUGGAGAUGUGUGACCUGUCUUGCUCGAUGUUGGGACGUGUAGAGCCAACGACGACGUCGAUAUAGAGUUUUAUGUGCGUGUUGGCGGAGGUGGAGGAUGAGGCGGAGAGGCAGAUGGAGUGGUCGCCUGCUUCGUGUGCUGUGAAUGUGAAUUUGCCGUCUGAGGGACCGCGUGUGCGCGUUACUGAGUGUCCGGAUUCGACUUCGUCGACUUCAACUUGCAUCCCAAGGUCUGGGUUUUCGAGGUACUUCUGUUGUUGAUCAUUCCAUUCUAGGGCCCUAUAAUGUCCUUCUACAACGGUGUCGGUAGGCAGCUCUUCAAUGAAGCAUCUUCGCUCGGACGCGUCGAGGUAGAAAUGAAGUGCGUUGGAAAGAGUCGCGAAGAGCAGAACGAGAAAGCAGGAGUAUGCAACGGCGGAGACUUGCCGCGACAUAGCUAGCCUCGCAAGCCAAACGACCUGAGGUGAAGUGGUUGUCGAGUACUGGCACAGUGAAGUAGUUGACCGUUGAC
Messenger RNA from Fomitiporia mediterranea MF3/22, 2176 nucleotides. RefSeq names its product NAD-binding protein. Bases 1 to 1200 code for a protein of 399 amino acids. Gene Ontology annotation, biological process: fatty acid metabolic process. The record is from RefSeq and is a predicted model, not a curated record. The transcript is spliced from 8 exons. Gene Ontology annotation, molecular function: trans-2-enoyl-CoA reductase (NADPH) activity. Lineage: Eukaryota; Fungi; Basidiomycota; Agaricomycetes; Hymenochaetales; Hymenochaetaceae. Gene Ontology annotation, cellular component: mitochondrion.